Molecule: messenger RNA, 2267 nt
Organism: Dioscorea cayenensis subsp. rotundata (Guinea yam)
Lineage: Eukaryota; Viridiplantae; Streptophyta; Magnoliopsida; Dioscoreales; Dioscoreaceae
Product: transport inhibitor response 1-like protein Os04g0395600
Exons: 4
Coding region: 346-2064 (572 amino acids)
Biological process (GO): SCF-dependent proteasomal ubiquitin-dependent protein catabolic process
Cellular component (GO): SCF ubiquitin ligase complex
Molecular function (GO): protein binding
Source: RefSeq, a predicted model, not a curated record
AAGACAGAGAGAGAGAGAGAGAGAGAGAGAGAGAGUGAGAGUGGAGCUGGAGAGAAGGGGAGUAAGAGAUCAGAGCUUCAAUUCGUCCAAAUUUGGGUGGAAUUUGGAUCGAUUUCGCUUUUUCUCUCUUCUUUUUGGGUAUAGCUAAAAUCUGCGAAAAGUCUCAGCUGAUAACCCUAAACCUUGUGGAUUACAGAGAAAUGGUGUAGAAUUUGAGAGAAAGUUUGGAGAUUUGCUCAUGCUUCCUGUUUAGGUUUAGAUCCGAGAGGAAAUCCUUAACCGAGCCCUAAUUCUAGGGCUCAUAAGGAUAAAGUAUUUUAGUUGUGCUCUCUAUCUGUUGGCAAGAUGAACUACUUCCCGGAGGAGGUGCUGGAGCAUAUCUUUGAUUUCCUUACUUCAGACCGGGACCGGAAUAAUGUCUCCACAGUAUGCCAGGCUUGGUAUAGGAUAGAACGUUAUAGUCGGAAGCAUGUUUUCGUUGGCAAUUGUUAUGCUGUGAGGCCAGAGCGGAUGGCGGCAAGGUUCCCAAGAUUGAGGUCACUCAAAGUGAAGGGAAAACACCAUUUUGCUGAUUUCAACUUGGUGCCUCCUGGUUGGGGUGGAUUUUUACAUUCAUGGAUUGAGACUGCUGCUCGAGAGUGCCCUUUCCUUGAAGAGCUUCAGUUGAAGAGGAUGGUCGUCCUUGACGAGAGUCUUGAACUCCUUGCUCAAUCUAUACCCAACCUUAAGUCUUUGGUCCUGAUCAGCUGUGAGGGGUUCAGCACAGAUGGACUUGCUGCCAUAGCUGCUCAUUGCAGAGUUUUAAGGGAGCUGGACUUACUUGAGAAUGAGGUGGAAGAUCGUGGUUCUCAAUGGCUCAGUUAUUUCCCUGAAUCUGGUACCUCUCUGGUUACCCUGAACAUUGCCUGCUUGAAAGGGGAAGUGAAUGCCGGGGCUUUGGAGAGGCUGGUUUCCAGAUCUCCAAAUCUCAGGAGUUUAAGGCUUAACCGUGCAGUGUCCGUGGAGACUCUUGCCAAAAUUCUUGCUUGUGCCCCCCAAUUGGUGGACCUUGGAACCGGUUCAUUUAUGCUUACAGACCGGCAUUCUGAUGCUUACCACAAGCUUUAUGGCAUGUUCCAUAAGUGCAACUCUUUGAGGAGCAUGUCAGGGUUUUGGAAUGCGGCCCCUCACUGCCUGCCUGCUUUGUAUCCCAUCUGCUCAAACUUCACUGUUCUAAACUUGAGCUAUGCUCCAACUAUUGAUGGCUCCGACCUUAUGAAGCUGAUUCAGCAAUGCUCAAGACUCCAGAAGCUUUGGAUUCUGGAUUGCAUUGGAGACAAAGGAUUGGAAGUUGUGGCGACAACUUGCAGGGAAUUGCAGGAACUCAGGGUGUUCCCGAGUGAUCCUGGUGGUGCCAUUGCCGAUGUGACAGAGGAAGGUCUGGUUUCUAUAUCUUCAGGCUGCAAGAAACUAAGCUCUCUGCUGUACUUCUGCUUCCAGAUGACCAAUGCCGCACUGAUUACUGUUGCAAAGAACUGCACCCGUUUCACGUGCUUCAGAUUAUGCAUUCUCGAUCCGAAGAAACCUGAUCCUGUGACUGAUGAACCUUUGGAUGAAGGCUUUGGAGCAAUUGUCCGGUCAAACAAGGAUCUCAGGCGGUUAUCAGUUUCAGGUCUUCUCAGUGAUCGAGUGUUCAUGUACAUUGGCAAGUACGCUGAACGCCUUGAGAUGCUCUCAAUUGCUUUUGCCGGUGAAACUGACAUGGCAAUGAUGCACGUAUUAAACGGGUGCAAAAGUCUGAGGAAGUUGGAGAUCAUGGACAGUCCGUUCGGUGAUGCCGCACUCUUGCAAGACGUCGAGAAGUAUGAAACAAUGCGAUCCCUUUGGAUGUCAUCCUGCGACGUUACAUUGGCAGGCUGCAAGACACUUGCAGCAAAAAUGCCGAGGUUGAAUGUGGAGAUCAUGAACCACAGGGAUGGAACGGAUGUCGAUCUCGAUGACACUGAUAAGGUCGAUAAAUUGUACGUGUAUCGGACGAUGGCCGGACCCCGGAGUGAUGCGCCGCGUUUUGUCUUGACACUAUAGAACUCUCAGGCUCUUUAUUUAGGUUCAGGCAGUGUUGGAAGUCCAUUUUCUCAAGAUAUGAUAUUGAACUAUGGUGGUAUUAUUAUUAACCCAGACAUUUGAGGAUUAUGUUUUCGGAUUGAUUAUAUGAUCUUGUAGUAAUGUAGCCAUUUGUUUUUCCAUUGAUAUUUAGUAAUCAAGUACUUAAAGAAGCUUUAAAAGAA